AUGUCCGCAAACGCCGACAAGACCAGACAGUCUUCUGGCGGUAAAUCAUCAUUCUUCUCACGGAGUAGCAAGAAGGACAAACGGAACGCCAGCGAUGAAGCAAAGUAUCUUGGGGGUGAAUUGGAUAAAGUGGGAUCUACCAGCUCGAGGACUUCACGCCAUACAACAAGAUCUUCGAUCGCGUCAAUAGACCGACCUGAUUCCCCUGGAGGGGACCAGAGGGGCUUGAGUAUGAUGGCAGGAGUGAUCACAUCGAUACCUUACGACUCAGUUUCCGCCGAUAGCAAAUCGCCAAUACCUGUUGAUUACCUGCCGAGGAGCGACCAGAUGCCAAUGCGAAAAGAGCCGUUACCACAUCAUUUGAAUAAAGCUGCGGGGGACUACCAUCAAUACCCUUCGAUCGAUCCCAGCACAAUGCAGAAUGGUAGCUCUCAUCCAACAGGCCCACGGCCUCCCCCGAAUGUUGGCAAUGUCACAAUGGCGUCAACUGGAGAUAGGAGGACGGCUUUACAGCAGUGGGGACCAAGUAGGGGGAGUACAGCGAGCACCAUACAGCAUAAUCCGCGAUACGAUUCGAUCUCAACUAACAAUUCUUCUGCGUACGGACGAAGCUCGAUCGAUCAAUCGAGUAUGGACUCCAGCACUGAACGCUCAAGUGUUUUCUCUUCUGGCAGCUCCUCGAAGACGGCCAUGCCUAAUUCCUAUUCCAACAGUUCCUUAUCACCAUCUUACCCACCGAGUGGUCGCGAGUCGCAUCGACUUACCAAAUUUCCCUCGCCUCAUGAUUCGAGAUUCAGUUCUACACUCUCAUUAGGCAGUUCCCAUGACUCUUUUAAUCUUAAUCGGCCUACAGAUGACAGAGUGAUCGAGGAGCAAUUUUUGGCCUUGAUGCAAAAACGAGGAUGGCACAACCUACCGGAUCAAGCUAGACGGCAGAUGAUGGCAUAUCCAGCCGCAAAGAAAUGGACGCUGGUUCAUCAGGAUCGAUUGACGGAAUGGCAAGGUGAACAAAAGCGACGGACGACACAGAGAUAUACUGGACAGUACGGAAAUGCCAUGGAGAUGAUUAUGAAUGCAGAAGAAGAGGGAACGCCGGAAUGGUUCGUGAGGAAAGUUAUGGAUAACAGCAUUUCGGCAAAGCAGUUGCAAAGUCUGGCUGUAAGUCUGAGAACACAACCUAUUGGAUGGGUGAAGACGUUCGUGGAAUGCCAGGGUCAAGUUGCCUUGACAAAUGUACUUGGGAAAAUUAAUCGACGGCAAGCGCAAGGUCCGGCGCCUGCUGAUGGUACUACGAGUGAAAAGGAUUUGGAUCGAGAGUACGACAUAGUCAAGUGCUUGAAAGCUCUAAUGAACAACAAGUUUGGAGCCGACGAUGCGUUAACACACCAAGGCGUAAUCGUCUCAUUAGCAAGCUCCUUGAUAUCACCUCGCUUAACGACACGAAAACUUGUCUCUGAGGUAUUAACAUUCUUGUGCCAUUGGGCUGAUGGACAAGGUCACCUCAAAGUUAUCCAGGCGAUGGACUUUGUCAAAAACCAAAAUGGAGAGAACGGCCGAUUCGAUGCUUGGAUGCGUGUUGUUGAGGUCACUGUUGAUGGUCGAGGAAAGAUGGGUAGUCUUGUUGGUGCCAGCGAAGAGCUUAGAAGCGGUGGUAUUGGAAUGGAGAACCUACUCAUGGAAUACGCCGUAGCCACUCUGUUCUUGAUCAAUAUGAUUGUCGACGCUCCGGAACGAGAUCUCCAAUUACGAGUCCAUAUUCGGGCUCAAUUUACAUCAUGUGGUAUCAAACGGAUUUUGCUGAAGAUGGAGGGCUUCCAGUACGACGUUAUAGACAAACAGAUUGAGCGCUUCAGAACGAAUGAGGCUAUCGAUUAUGAGGAUCUUCUGGAGCGCGAUAAUAGCAGCAUGAAAGAUAGUAUAGAGGGCGAGGUCAAAGAUUUGAGUGACCCAGCUCAAAUCGUCGACGCUAUCAUGUCAAAAAUUCAGGGCAGUCGCACACAGGACUAUUUCGUUUCAGCUAUGCAGCAUCUUCUGCUCAUACGGGAGAGCGAUGGCGAAGAACGUCUACGCAUGUUCCAGCUUGUGGAUUCCAUGCUUAGCUAUGUGGCCAUGGACAGACGACUACCGGAUCUAGAUCUCAAACAAAGUCUGAACUUGACUGUCCAGAAUUUACUCGAUAAACUCCAUACCGAUUCGGAAGCGAGACAGGCAAUGGAUGAGUCUCUGGAAGCCCGUCAAAUUGCCGACUCUGCUAUGGCUGAGCGCGAUGAGAUGAAAGCUCAGAUCGAACUUGGGGCCGAAGGAAUGGUAGCGAAGCUUCAGAAACAAAUAGAGGAGCAGACACAAUUUAUUGAGCUUCAACAUCGACAAAUAGAGGCUGCGAAGAGUGAGGUUGAUAACCUCCAGACUAUCCGCGCCAAAGAAGCCCAGCGUAACGAGCUCGAGACGAGAGAAUUAUAUCUCAUGCUUCGUGACGCGCAAGACAUUGCUGCUUCGAAUGCUGCCAAGGGCGCUGCAGCAGGAGUCUUUGAUAGUGACCCAUCUCAUCAAAAUGGCAUACUUGAUCGUGAGAAACUCAUGGACCGUCUGGAAAUGCAAAUCGAGCGUCAAAAGACACAGUUCAAAUUGGAAGGUAGAGUUUGGGGCGACGCCGUUGGUCCUUCGGAUCGUCUCCGCGCACUUCGUGAGGAGAUGGAUGGCGAUGCAGAGCCAGCUGCUGCUGGAGUCGCCGCACCAGGCAAUAGGGACUUUGCGAACAGCAUGCUGGGAAGUGUUUCCCGACAGACCAGAAUACCACGAAAGCCUGUUCGCUCCUCGCAAGACCAAGAAGCUCUACUUGCUGAAGAAGACGAGGAGGCCACAGUCUAUGAAAAACCUCGGAUAGUCGAGAUGAAGAGGCCAAAACAGGCUCCUGGAUAUCUAGAUGAAAUGACCUCAAAGGUCAAGCGAAUAGAUGCUAGUGAUGAUGAGGAUGGGGAUGGUGUUACGACCGGGCCUUCACAUCCAAGUCUCGAGUCCGAAUCACCGAAAACGCCAAAUGAUGAGGGUAUACCCCCAUCGGUUCCUCCAAAGAUACCCACUGCACCUCCACCACCCUCAUUUAAUGGCCCUCCUCCCCCACCUCCGCCUCCUCCACCACCACCGAUGCCAGGACAGAUGCCAGGCUUCAACGGUCCACCCCCACCGCCUCCCCCUCCUCCCCCACCUCCAGGGUUUUUCUGGUGGUCCUCCCCCACCGCCUCCUCCUCCCCCCUAUGCCUGGAACUCCUGGAAUGGCUCCUCCGCCGCCACCGCCUCCCCCUGGCAAAAUGUCCGUCCUUGGGUCUUCCUGUUAUGAGACCCAAGAUCAAGCUGAAGGCUCUCCAUUGGGAGAAGGUUGAUACUCCUAUGACUACACAUUGGGCGGCGCAUGCACCGACUCUUGCUGAAAAGGAGGCAAAGUAUGCCGAAUUGACUAGGAAGGGUGUGCUCACUGAGGUUGAGAAGCUUUUCAUGGCCAAAGAGAUCAAGCAGCUUGGCAAGGGUACUGGCAAGAAGACAGACAAAAAACAAGUCAUCUCGAGUGAUCUAAUGAGGAACUUUCAAAUUUCCCUUGCCAAGUUCUCUAACUAUCCUGUGGAUAAGAUCGUUCAAAUGAUCAUACACUGUGAAAAAGAAGUCCUGGAUAACUCUGUUGUCAUGGAGUUCCUAUUAAAGGACGACAUGUGUAACAUUCCAGAAAAUACCACGAAGCUCAUGGCCCCUUAUGCAAAAGAUUGGACUGGACCAAAUGCUUUGAAGGAAGAACGGGAAAUGGAUCCUUCGGAAUUGACUCGAGAGGAUCAAAUUUACCUCCAGACAGCAUAUGAACUUCACCACUACUGGAAAUCGAGGAUACGAGCGCUUAGCCUCACGAGAUCAUUCGAGACAGAAUAUGACGAGAUAUCCUUCAAACUCAAGCAAGUUGUCAGCGUCGCAGACUCAUUGCGUGAUUCAGUGUCACUGAUGAACGUCAUGGGUUUGAUUCUUGAUAUCGGUAACUACAUGAACGAUUCGAACAAGCAGGCUAGUGGUUUCAAGCUGAGCUCUCUUGCGCGACUUGGAAUGGUCAAGGAUGACAAGAAUGAAUCGACUUUCGCUGAUCUGGUUGAAAGAAUUGUUCGAACCCAAUAUCCAGAGUGGGAGAACUUUGUUGAUGACAUCGGUGGUGUUGUUACUGCUCAAAAGCUCAAUGUGGAACAAUUGCAGCAAGAUGCCAAGAGAUACAUCGACAACAUCAAGAACGUACAAAUGUCUCUCGAUUCUGGUAAUUUGAGCGAUCCAAAGAAAUUCCACCCACAAGAUCGCGUCAGCCAGGUUGUGCUGCGAUCAAUGAAAGAUGCUCGUAGAAAGGCCGAGCAGAUGCAACUCUAUCUCGAGGACAUGGUACGAACAUAUGAUGAUAUCAUGGUCUUUUACGGCGAAGAUCCAGCCGACGAGAACAACAGACGUGACUUUUUCGCCAAGUUGGCAAUGUUCGUGAACGAAUGGAAAAAGUCCAGAGAGAAGAACAUCCAACUAGAAGCGACCAAGAAACGGAACGAGGCAUCUAUGAAACGAAAACACGCCCAACUCAAAGUCAACGGCACAUCAGACCCCAACGUGCCUCACUCCCCAAGCUCAACCGGUGCCAUGGAUUCUCUCCUCGAGAAACUUCGUGCCGCCGCUCCACAAGCACGCGACCAACGCGAUCGCAGAAGACGAGCGCGUCUUCAAAACCGUCACCAAGUCCGUGUCGCAUCAGGCCAGAAAAUCCCCGACCCCGACGAGAUUCCUGAAGCCGAAGAGGGCUUACUAAGUCCCGACGCUGCUAGCGAAGGGUUAAUGAGUCCUGAUACCGUCAAGACCGAGGGCUCAGAAGACGAUAUCGCCGAACGCGCAGCGUCGUUACUCAAGGGUAUGCGGGGCAACGACGGCGCUGAAGAUGCGGAAGGCGCAGAUCGUCGACGGAGUAAACGCCGCGAGAACGCGGAUGAGGAACGGCAGCGGAGGAGAGAACGCAGGAAGAAAGCUAGCAGUCAGAGUGAAGCGCUGCAGGAUGGGGAGGGGAUCCCAGAGGAGGGCGAGGGCAGUGUCGAGGCUACGACGCCGACGACGUUGGUCAGUCCGCCGAGUCCUGAGGGGAGUGAGAUGAAACCUAUUGAGGUUGAUUGA
This is a messenger RNA of Glarea lozoyensis ATCC 20868, 5172 nucleotides long. RefSeq names its product Formin homology 2 (FH2). Gene Ontology annotation, molecular function: actin binding; small GTPase binding. Bases 1 to 5172 code for a protein of 1723 amino acids. Lineage: Eukaryota; Fungi; Ascomycota; Leotiomycetes; Helotiales; Helotiaceae. The record is from RefSeq and is a predicted model, not a curated record. Gene Ontology annotation, biological process: actin filament bundle assembly; barbed-end actin filament capping; mitotic actomyosin contractile ring assembly. Gene Ontology annotation, cellular component: mating projection tip; cell division site. The transcript is spliced from 3 exons.